GUUCCUGUGAAAAGUGCGAGUGAUCGAAAAUUGUUGCUGAUCUUUAAAAGUGAAUGUGCGGGCUGCAGCGUGAGUGAAGGAUGAACCGUUUGCUAGCGAUUGCUGCCGUCGACAGCUCGCCGACACCGUUCGGCAGCCCUACCGGGUGGCGGCUGCGGGACCAAUACUGUAUCAUUACAAGCAACGAUGACCCGAACGAGGUCCACCUGGACGACGAAAUCGAGCGCGUGUUCGGUACGACCGCCGAGAAGGAACGUUUCGAACUGAACCGGCUGCAGGACGAAGUCAUCCUGGACAACUCGCCGCUCAAGUACGACGAAGCGCACCGCGUCCCGGACAGCGCGGACGCCACGUCCAGUGCGAGCAACAAUAACAACAACAACAACAGCAGCAGCACUACUACCAGCAACAACAAGCCCUCCGCCAGCAGCAAUGAGCAGCAGGGCCGCAGCAAGCCGGUUGCGGCGUCCCCGCCGACCACCACCCCGACCAGCCCGAUCUCGUUCUCGUCCAAGAGCGAGCCGACCGACACGAAACUCUCGUCCACCGCGAACAACACCACGCUAGCGGACAACACGUCGAACGAUUUCAGCGAAACCGUGCACGACGAGCCGGUGGUCGAUCAGGGCACGGUGCAGGGCGAACAGUGGGACACAAGCGCCAGAAGGAAUGUGCACUUUGACAAAGACAACAAGGGAGCGCCGAUCGAGGGUUUGCCGCUAGAGGACACUAACGAGGAGCGCCGGCGACGUACCGAGAAACUGCUGCAAAGCAAACCCGUCCGAAGCAAAAGACGGCAUCAUCCGCACAAAUCGCGGAAGUUUUCGCUGCAAGAGUACCAUCCCGAAUGGCGACGGCAGAGCGGUACCGAGGGUGGCCCGACCGGGCGCCGCAUCUCGGUCCAGCCGGAGGAUGCGACGCUGCAGGAGGCCGACAUCGACGAGCUGACGUCGCACCGGUCGGACGAUCCGCGGGCCCUGCGCCGCCACAAGGUCAGCGCCCAGUCGGGCACGUCGCUGGUGAACAUCAACCGGAAGGAGGCGGCGCCGCCGCUCCAGCACCUGCUACCCUCGAGCAAGUACAAGAAGAUGUACGACCACAGCCCGCACGAGGUGUUCGUGCAGCUGGACGAGCUGACCGGCAGCGGGGAGGACCGGGAGUGGAAGGAGACGGCCCGCUGGAUCAAGUACGAGGAGGACGUGGAGGAGGGCGCGGACCGGUGGGGCCGGCCACACGUCGCCUCCCUGUCGUUCCACUCGCUGCUCAAUCUGCGCCGCUGCCUCGAGACGGGCGUCGUGCUGAUGGACCUGGAGGAGAAGGAUCUGCCCUCGGUGGCGUACCGCGUGGUGGAGCAGAUGGUCGUUGAUGAGCUGAUCCACGAGGAUGAUAAGGCGGUCAUCAUGCGAGCGCUGCUGCUGCGCCAUCGCCACGUCAACGAAAGCUCGCACGGCGGAUUUUCCUUCGGGCCGAAGCGGAAGUACAGCAGCUACACGAGCCUGCAGUCCCUGUCGAUGCGGGCCGAGGACGGUGGCAACGGGGAGGUGAUCGUGGGCGUCCGGCGCCUCAACUCGUUCGUAAGCCCCACCCAAAGCUACACGCUCAGUCCGCCCUCGCUGCACCCGAACUCGGUGUACGGCCAGAGCCCGAACCUUUCCUCCCGGAACCACCACCACCACACCCACCAUCAGCAACAGCCGGCGCAUCAGCCGGCCAAGGAUCAGCAGCGCCACCAGCGGCACGCAUCCGGUCCGCACCGGUGCCGGCGGUCCGGCAGCCAGGACAGCAGCAGCACGGCGACAGCCGCGGCAGCACCGGUGACCCUAACCACGGUCACCAGUGCCGUUGGUAUGCGACGAAAUAACUCACCUUUAUCGCUGACAGUUAGUGUGGAUGAUAAGAAGCCACGCAUCGUACCGGCGACCGAGAUCAACGGGCACGGCGGUGGCCACGGUGAGACGCGCAUCAACAUCAGCGAGGAAACGUACACCUCCUCGCAGGAGGACAUCAAGAUGCGCACGCAGAAGGAAUCCAUCCUGAAGCGCAUCCCCGAGGGUGCGGAAGCGACGACCGUCCUCGUCGGUGCGGUCGACUUUCUCGAGCAGCCCACGAUCGCGUUCGUCCGCCUGGCGGAAGGUAUCCCGAUGCCCAGCAUCACGGAAGUCCCGAUCCCCGUGCGCUUCCUAUUCAUUCUGCUCGGGCCGCAGAAGACGGAGCUGGACUACCACGAGGUCGGCCGGUCGAUCGCCACGCUCAUGUCGAACGAGCACUUCCACGACAUCGCCUACAAGGCGGACGAUCGGCGCGAGCUGCUGUCCGCGAUCAACGAGUUCCUGGACGACUCGAUCGUGCUGCCGCCGGGCAAAUGGGAACGGCAGGCACUGUUGCCGUUCGAGGAGCUGAAGGCGAAGAGCGACAUGAUCCGGCUGCGCAAGAAGAAAGCGCUGGACGAGAAGAUCAAGAGCAAGCAGUCGCAGCUGCUGACGAGCGAGGAGGAAAAGAAGCUGCUGGCAGCAUCGGGCGGUGCGGGCGAUGGUGGAGGCGGCGAUGGGAAGAAGCCACCCAAAAACCCGCUGGAAAAGACGAACCGCCUGUGGGGCGGCCUGAUUAACGACAUCAAGCGCCGCUACCCGAUGUACAAGAGCGACAUCAUGGACGGGCUCAACACGGAAACGCUGGCGGCGACCAUCUUCAUGUACUUUGCCGCCUUGUCGACGGCCAUCACGUUCGGGGGGCUGUCCUCGGACAAGACGCACAACCUCAUCGGCAUCUCGGAAACGCUCGUGUCGGCCUCGAUGGUGGGGCUGGUGUUUCAUCUGCUCGCGGGACAGCCGCUGGUCAUUAUCGGCACGACUGGGCCGCUGCUGCUGUUCGACGAAGCGCUGAACCAGUUCUGCAUCUCGAACGACUUCAGCUUUCUCACGGUGCGGGUGUACGUGGGGUGCUGGCUGGCGGUGAUUGCGCUGGUUGUGUCCGCGUUCGAGGGCAGCGUGUACGUGCGACUGUUCACGCGCUUCACGCAGGAAAUCUUCUCCGCGCUCAUCACGCUGAUCUACAUCGUCGAGACGGUGAUGAAGCUGCUGUCCGUGUACAAGCGUCAUCCCCUGUUGGCGGAGUACCUGUACAAGAACGUCACCGAGCCACAGCCGCUCCCGAUGCCCUACCUCGAAGAGGAGCGCAAUGGCACGACUCCCACCUCCGAGCUGCUGGCCGAGAGUCUAACAACGGCCGUGAACGGUACGAUCGCAAUGGCCCAGGACGCAGCCAAUCUGCUCAUCCCGGAAGACGGCACCGGGCCACUGAACCGACCCAACACGGCCCUCUUCUGCACCAUCCUCACGCUCGGCACGUUCUCGCUGGCCUACUAUCUGAAGCUGUUCCGCAACUCCCACUUCCUGGGGCGUAACGCCCGCCGUGCCCUCGGUGACUUCGGUGUGCCGAUCUCGAUCGCGCUGUUCGUGCUGCUCGACUACAUGAUCCCGCAGGUGUACACGGAGAAGCUAAGCGUACCGGAGGGCCUGUCGCCGAGCGAUGAAACGCGCCGCGGAUGGAUCAUUCCGCUCGGUGGCGUUCCCGGCUGGAUGCCGUUUGUUGCCGGCAUUCCCGCCCUGCUGGUGUACAUCCUGAUCUUCAUGGAGACGCACAUCUCCGAGCUGAUCGUGGACAAGCCCGAGCGGGGGCUGAAGAAGGGCUCGGGCCUGCACAUGGACAUUGUGCUGCUGUGCUUCCUGAACACCGUCUGCGGGUUCUUCGGUAUGCCGUGGCACUGUGCCGCCACCGUACGGUCAGUGACGCACGUGUCUGCCGUCACCAUCAUGUCGAGAACGCACGCCCCCGGAGACGCUCCACACAUUACGGACGUGAAGGAGCAAAGAAUAUCGGGCUUCUUCGUGUCGCUAAUGGUCGGGUUGUCCGUAACGAUGGCUCCCAUUUUGCGCCUCAUCCCGAUGUCCGUACUGUUCGGUGUGUUCCUGUACAUGGGCAUUGCUUCCAUGAGCGGUGUGCAGUUCUUCGAGCGAUUGCGGCUGUACCUGAUGCCGGUGAAGCAUCAUCCACAAGUGCCAUUCGUGCGCCGCGUCCCGACCUGGAAGAUGCACCUGUUUACCUUCGUGCAGAUACUGGCACUGGCCAUGCUGUGGGCGGUCAAGUCGUCCCCGUUCUCGCUCGCCUUCCCCUUCUUCCUGAUCAUGAUGGUACCGAUCCGGAAGCAGCUGGAGAGCAUCUUUUCGCCCCUGGAGUUGCGUGCGCUCGAUGGAAGCCAACCGAACGAAGGCGCAGAGGAUGAGCCCGAUUUCUACGAGCAGGCUCCCAUCCCUGCUUAAGGACAAUGGGGGGAUACUGCGCAAUCUACGCCGCACUGAGCCUACUUUUGAGCUGUUGGCUCAAACACAAACGGCUUGAAUUUUUGCAUAAAUUUUGUCUACCGUCUGUGGACGAUCGACAUGAUCAGAUGCAAAGCGAUCACGUUAAAAACUAAAACACAGCAACCAAGCAACACCUAAAGGCAACAAAACCAACCCUAAAUAUAUAUUUAUUGCAAAACAUGUUAACUAGCGGAGCAAGCAACAACGGAGAAGAAGAAGCGGAACAACACCGAAGUAAAAAAACAACAAUUUUCACGUAAAAAAAACACACACACACACCACAUAUAUAGUGAAAAGACGUCUCCUUUUACGUAACGAAAUUAUUAGGCAUAGGAGUAGGCAAUUCUAUUAAAAACAAAAAAACCGUAGCAUAAAUCAAAAGCAACAAUCUAUUCUCCAUAAUUCUUCUCUUCUUUAAAGGGAAGGAGAGAGCGAGUGAGAAAGAGAAAAAGACAGAAAGGGAAAUGAGAAAGAGAGAGAGAGAGAGAGAGAGAAAGAAAAAGAAAGAGAGAAACGCGAAGGACAACAAGCGCGAUCGAAAAACCACAUCUCACAUGGGGAAAUUGAGUGUGUGUGUGUGUGUUUGAAAGUAUGUCUAGGUGUGCGUGUCUACAACAGUCUGUGAUCAGUAUUACUUACAGGAAUGCAUCGGAACACAACUGCGCGAUGGGGGCAAUAAAGAGAUGAAGCAAAAAAAAACAAAGAAAACAGGCGCACAGCAAAAUGUAAUAGAAUUACACAAAUCCAAUCAAAAACAGUUUGAACCGAAUUGAUCUGAUCGGUUACCGAUCCCUUAUUGGUCCCCCUCAUUAUUUUGUACCUUCACAUCACCUGCAAUGGAACGAACGAGCUCAUGACUCCUCAUGGUGUAGUAGCAUCGGAGGGAUCGAAUAGUUUCAUUAUUACAGCUCAAACAAGAUAAAUAUCAAAAUCGUGUAUUUUUGUGACCUAUUUAAAGCCCCAAUGUUUUGCUAACUGUGUCUGUGUGUGAGAGAGACAGAGAGAGAGAGGGGGGAUGGUUGGAAGAGAUUGUUGUUGUGUAGUGUUGUGUAGUGUUGCUGGCCAAGCCAAGCGAAAGUAUUGGAUCGUUGGAUAUGUAUAUGUGUGUGUGAGAAAGAGAGAGAAUGUGUAGCGAUCGACCUAGGAAGGAGGAUUUGUUUCUUGUUUAUGUUUCUUGUUGUAUAACAGAUAUUUUAUUUUUCCACAAAGCUUUGAAAGAGAGAAAGAGAGGGAGAGAGAGAGAGAGAGUAUAUAUAUACAUAUAAAGCUAUUCACAUUAUUUGCUUCGCUCGAAAGACAGUUAGAACGGCCAAAUCUGGACCGCCUCAAGGAGGGUUACUUAAGAAACGCCACUAAGCAACACUGGACCAGCGGAUGGAUCGGCGGCACAGGAUGAUUGCGCAUGUGUGUGUGAGAAAUUCCUGUCAAAAGGCAAGGAGGGUGCGUUUAUAGAAGGAGAAUUUUAUCUUACUUCAAUAUUUUUUAGAUAGCCCGUAACUAGAGAGCGAGACAGAGAGAGAAAGAGCGUGAGUCUGUCUGUCCGUUUUGGGCAGGAGGGCGAGGAGGGAUGACGUUGCGUGCAGCUGCCCGGUUGGGGCGCUUUAGGCUCUUGGCAUUACACUUACACUAGAUUAGUGCAUAGACGGUAUGAAUUGAAACAUUUAUUCUUCAAUUUUUCCGCAUCAUCCUGAGGACAUUAUUAGCCUUUCUGAUAGCGUGUUAGUGCAACCGAACCAGCCGGUACAAACAAUAAAUGAACUAAACCCCGUAACGAAA
Molecule: messenger RNA, 6137 nt
Organism: Anopheles arabiensis
Lineage: Eukaryota; Metazoa; Arthropoda; Insecta; Diptera; Culicidae
Product: anion exchange protein 2-like
Exons: 11
Coding region: 81-4319 (1412 amino acids)
Biological process (GO): bicarbonate transport; transmembrane transport; monoatomic anion transport
Cellular component (GO): plasma membrane
Molecular function (GO): monoatomic anion transmembrane transporter activity; solute:inorganic anion antiporter activity
Source: RefSeq, a predicted model, not a curated record